Hyposmocoma kahamanoa is the source of this 8881-nucleotide messenger RNA. RefSeq names its product E3 SUMO-protein ligase RanBP2-like. Lineage: Eukaryota; Metazoa; Arthropoda; Insecta; Lepidoptera; Cosmopterigidae. The coding region runs from base 91 to 8868 and encodes 2925 amino acids. The transcript is spliced from 12 exons. Gene Ontology annotation, biological process: intracellular transport. Gene Ontology annotation, molecular function: GTPase activator activity; protein binding. Gene Ontology annotation, cellular component: cytoplasm; nuclear pore. The record is from RefSeq and is a predicted model, not a curated record.
UACCGACCGUUUGCCCCACGCGAUUUCUACUUUUAAUUGUUAUUAGUGGCUGAAAACGAUAAUCAUUUGCUUAUUAUAUUAGCCGUGAAUAUGUAUAGAACAAAGAAGGACGUUGACAAACACGUGGAAAACUUAAUCGCAAAAUUGUCGGUGAAGGAGUUUAAAACCCGGGCUUAUUCUAUCGGGCGAUUGUACUAUGAAGUGGGAGACUACUCCAGCUGCCAAAAAUAUGUUGAGCAAUAUCUUACUCAGAAGGACAACAACGCGGCAGCUCACAAGCUUCUCGGACAAGCAUUACAGAAACUCGGACAGAAAGAAAAAGCUCUUGAACAUUACAAAAUAUCACUGGACAUAGACCCGACACAGACCAGUACCAUACUUGAUAUUUGUGAACUUUUGGCUGAUGAUGAAGUGGAUAUUGAUCCUGGACGUGCUAAAUAUUGGUGCGAAAAGGCAGAAGCCACAUUUCCACGACAUCCUAUCACUUUCCGUCUUCGAGAAAGACUGGUUACAGUUUCCAACCCAGAUCCAGAAGCCCUUGUCAAGUUGCUCACAGCAGAACUGGCUGUAAGACCUAAAGAUGCCAUACUUCACUGUAGGCUCCUUAAACACUACCAACACACUAACCAAAUUAAGCAAGCCUUUGAACACAGCUUCAAUACAGAAUUCGGCUGGAAAAGAAAUCAUUUUAACAACAAUUAUAUGUGGUAUGAUACUCUUGUGGAAAUAUUGAAGCACAAUUCACAUAAUCCCAAUGACUGGCAAUACCAGCUUUUACUUCUCACUGUGCGAGAACGGAUCUGCGUCUUGAGUCUUACUGAAACACCUAGUGGCUCUGCUAAAAGUUUAAUUGAGUCUAAUGAUCUCCUUCAUGCAUAUGAUCAAGCUUUGGAGCAAGUAGCUAAAGCCGAAGCACCUCCAGGAUUUGGUGAGUUUCAUGCAGCUCUAUUACAACACCACAGAGGACAAUUUGUUUUACAUACAGCAACAUACUUAUUGAAGAAAGCCAAAAAGGAUCAACUUAGCUGGCGUGAUGCUAUUUGGUCAGCAGCUCCUUUAAUGCUGAUUGCUUGGCAAACCGUGCCAUUGGACUCUAAAGUAAAUUGGCUGACACAUGCUCCUGAAAAGCUACAAAUUGCUGUAAACCGCUGGUACAUAGAAGGCUCAUACAGAUGCUCACAAUCUGGGCAUUACUUACUUGGCAAUAUUUCAGACCGGAGUCAGUCAUUUUUAGACAGAAUUUCCCAAUGUUGUUCUGGACAUUGGAAGGACAAAUUGUAUGAAAAAAUUUUUGGUAGUAAAGAUCACUUAGCCAAAAUAAAAACUUCUCACUUUGUCACCAAUGCAUAUACCACACCUGUCCUUAGAUUACCACGAAGAAUUGAAGUUGAAGCUUAUGAUGUUGAUGCACAGAGGGAGUAUCCCACAUCAUUACAUCACUUUGUAUGGACAAUCCUGAAUUACAAAAAUUUUGCUCAUUUUAAAUGUACCCUUUUUGAUAUGUUGACUCCAACUGCGAGUAACUGUGGCCCAGAGACAUUAAAUAAAUUGGAUGUUCAUGCCUUUUUGUACUGUGCUGCAUUAACAACACGGCAGCAAAAAUCAGUGGAACUUUCUUAUAUCUCAUCUGAUAAGCCAAGUGUUAUCCCUGCCAAUAUAACAGAUUUACUUUGCCCACUCUCACAAAUGAAAUGGUGGGACUGUGCAUACAAAUUUAGCCAAAAUGAAUUAGGUACAGAACUAACUGAUAUUCGUGCUACACUGAGCAGAGGAAUUGAAGUUGUACGGUGUGUUGACCAUCAUGGACUUGACCCUGAACUUCUCUGUACUAUUGGCAGUAUAUUCCGUGAAAAAGCAAAACUUACUACAAGUGUUGAGGAGAAAAUGAAUUUAGAAAUCAGAGCUGGUUUGUACUACUCUUCCGCUCUCCCAUUGCUUGAGAAACUAAAAAAUAAAAUGACUAUUAAAAUGCCUGAAAAAAGGUUAUUUGAUUACACUCACAAAGAGCUGAGUUUGAAGGAACUAAAUUCACUGAUAGAAGAGAGCAAACUGUAUGUGGCAAUUAGUCAUUUAAAUGAUGGUGAUUAUGAGAAAGUUAUUGAGUUGCUUUCAAGUUUGAAGUCUCCACAGGCAUACUACCACCUCGCGUACACUUAUAGCAAAAUCGCUAUGGAAGAGAAAAAUUUAUCCAGAGACCACAAUGCAAUUGACACAAAGACCAAAUAUGCUACUUUGAUGAUAAAUGCCAAGAGUUACGCAUACAAAGCUUUGGAUCGUGUUAAAGAGACUGAAAUAAACAAGGAUCAUCCCUUGUAUUCUCAAAUUCAACAACUAAUUGAGGAUGUGGAAACUAACAUUAACAAAAUUGAUCCUGAAUUAUCUAUUAAUAAUGACGGAGAUGGAAAGUAUUCAUCAGAUGAAAACAUUUCGUCUGGUGGUAGUGAACAUGUACAAAUACGAAAUAAUUACCAAAUUUUCCGCAACAUAAGUUCCACUCCAAAACAACAAUCUAACUCUAAUUUGACGCAAUAUAGAACCGCAGUUGAUUCACAAAUUCUUCAGGAGCCUCCUAGAGCAGAUUCACAGUUCCUUGAAAAAAUUGAAAAUCAAAUCAAAAACUUCCAAAUGCGAUUAGCUGAUGAUUUAAUGGAACAGACUAAAACUUGGUUUGAAGAAAAUCGUAGAUUGGGAAAUCAAAUAAUGAAUACCAUUCAAUCUGAUAUACAAAACACCACAGAUCAAUUCAAGUUACUCAAAGUUUCCGUUGACCACAUUAAAGAUCAAAUUAACGAAUGUAGAAAUGAAUGUAAAGAUGUAGGAGAUUUGAGGAAACAAAUAGCGGAAUUGAAAAAAGAAGUGAAUAAGUUGAAAAAGGCGUCCACAGAACAAACUAUAGACGACAAUGACUUGUACAAUCUAGAUGAGGACUACAGGACUAGCGAAAACGCAUCGACAUUUGCGACUCAGCUGCCCUUCCAGACUUCACAAGUAAUGCCGCCAUUUAAUCAACGCCUUGUGCCUCCAUUCCCUGUACCAUCAAAUCCAUAUCAAUUGUACAAUCAAAGCUUGUAUAAUCUCUAUAACCAAUAUUCCCAGUUUGGCCAGACUUCGGGAGCACCACCGUUAUUCGACCCUACUAGAACGCCCAUAAACUAUCCAGGUGUUUACCCUAACCCUGAUCAAAUGUACUUAGACGUGGCACAUCUGGUGCCACCCUCUGUACCUGCUGUUCCAACUGUGCCCACCGUUACACCGGUGCCCACCGUUCCGCCGGUGCCCACUAUGUCCUCAGCAGCUACGGCACCAGUUAACGCGCCUCCUCCUAUUGCAACUGUCGCCAAACCAAAACCUAGUUCGGCGGUAGAACCCAAGGAUAUUCCUAGGUCAUUACCUGUGAACGUUGUUAUCACGUCUUCUGAUCCACUCCCGACCUGUACUACAGCACCACCUCCAAUUCUUAGCGUAACCAUUCCACCUAAGCACAUUAAGGCAAAUGCAACUCCUCAUAAUUACCAAAUUCCAAUGCCAUCUGGAAAUGACACAACAGUUAUGUCGCCACCCGUCUUUAGUUUUCCGGGUGUAGGAAACAAACCAGUAUCAACUCCAAGUACCUUAAUUAAUUGGGGUCAGCCUUCUGUAUUCAAAACGACUCAAGCUAAUAAUAACACAUCUGCAACAGGAAAUGAUUCAUUCCUUGAUUUAAAGAAUGACACCCAUAGUAAGAGCUUUGUUGACGGAUCUUUUACCGGAAUAUCGCCAAACACCAGUUUCAACAAGUCUAGGACGUUGUCUGAAAGAAGCAAUACUUCUGUGGAAAACUAUGAUCCUUGUCCAGACUUUAAACCUAUCAUCCCUCUCCCAGCAGAGGUAAAAGUAACAACUGGCGAAGAAGACGAAACUGUAAUUUUCAGCUCUAGAGCAAAAUUAUUUCGCUUUGUCGAUAAACAAUGGAAGGAAAGAGGUAUUGGUGAAAUUAAAUUACUCAAACACAAGAUUACUGGUAAAGUUAGAGUAUUAAUGAGAAGAGAACAGAUUCAUAAGAUAUGUGCAAACCAUGUUAUUACUCCUGAUAUGGAAAUUAAGCCAAUGAAGAACGAAACUAAGGCUUACUUUUGGGUUGCUAACGAUUUUGCUGACGAAACUGUUGUGCUUGAGAAGUUUUGUAUUCGCUUUAAGACUGCUGACAUUGCCCAGCAAUUCAGCGACAUUUUCGAAAAGUCGCGCUUAGAUUCAAAGAACUUACUAGAAGGUACUAAUCAAUCUGCCGCUACCACUACAGCUAUGCAGAAUCCACUUGAAACUGAAAGAACGCCCAUAGCAGAAUCAAAAUCGGAACAAUCUAGUACGCCUGUUAAGCCCGUAUUUGGAUUUAGUUAUGGCACCCCGCAAAACAAAACUGAAUUCGGAGGAUUUACUUUUAAUAGUAUUCCGACGUUCAAGACUGUUCCAGAUAAUCCGAAAUCUGAUUCCAAAACUGAUGUACCUACAACUACUAAAGUAAAUGUCUUCAGCAAUUUAAAUAUCGCAAAACCAAACACGAGCUCGCCUUUUAGCAAUAUUUUCAGUACAACUACUGGGCCAGUUGUAUUUUCUAAUAGCCAGACACCAAAACAGGAAACACCAAAUAAGUUAAAUGCUUCUGAUACAGUCGAAGAAUUUGAGCCCAAUGUUGACUUCAAGCCGGUUGUUCCAUUACCAGCUUUGAUUGACCAAAAAACUGGUGAAGAAGAUGAAACCGUUUUAUUUGAACAUCGAGCCAAAUUAUUGAGAUUUGAUGCUAAUAGUAAGGAGUGGAAGGAACGUGGCUUGGGAAAUAUUAAAAUACUUGCACACAAAGACAACCCACAGAAAGUAAGGCUCUUGAUGCGACGAGAGCAAAUCAUGAAAGUAUGUUGCAAUCAUGCUGUAACAAAUGAUUUGGUUUUCCAAAAAAUGCCAAAUAUGGACAAAGCUGUAACUUGGUGUGCUAAAGAUUUUUCAGAAGGGGAGUUAGUGGCAGAGACGUUCUGCUUACGAUUCAAGACUGUGCAAGCUUGCGACGAUUUUAUGGACACUCUUAAAUCUGUCCAGUCUAAAAUGAAAGAUGAUUCUAAGGCUGCGAAAGAAGAGCAAAAUGAAGCAAAUCUUAAUAACAAAGUUGGAUUUGGGGAUAAAUUUAAACCCAAAGCAGGCUCUUGGUAUUGUGAAACAUGUUACACAAACAAUUUGGAGAGUUUUGCAAAGUGCGCAUGUUGUGAGCAACCAAACCCACAAAGUAAUGUAAAAGAAGCAACAACAAAUGAACCCACAGUUGCUGCUGCUGCUUGGGGUGAUAAAUUCAAACCCAAAGUAGGGAGCUGGGAAUGUAAUGGUUGUUUUAUUCGUAAUGAAGCAAAUAUUGAUCAUUGUCCUGCUUGUCAUACUCCGAAGGAACCCGGCAUGCCUAAAAUAGACAGCAGUGUAGGUGCACCUUCUGAAAAUACAUUCAAAUUUAAGUUUGGAAUUCCUUCACAAACAACAGCUUCUGCUGCUCCUGUUGCUCCUCUCACAUCGUUGGGUUUUGGUCCUAAAUUCAAUUUCGGAACUCCGCUAACAGCUAACAACGCUACUGAGCAGACGUCGAAGGUAGAAACUACGUCCAUAUUCGAUGGUACAGGUGCACAUAAGUUUAGCUUUGGAAUUCCAACCGCCACAUCAGAACAAAGGUCGUCAGUCUUUGGACCUAAAGUGUCACCUGCUUAUGAAACACUUAUUAAUGUGCCUGCUACACCAAGUCAUGAUAAGAAUCAACCAAUCGCAACAGUUAAACCAGCACUUUUACCAACACCCCAAGCUGAUACCGAAGCAUUUGGUGUUAAAGAUGCUGGGACUUUUGAUUUCAAGUUCAAGCCAAAAACUCCUCCAAAAGGUAAAAGUCCCAUGAAAUCUCCAAAGAGUCAAGGCGAUGAAAGUGAUGAAUAUGCGUCUGAAGAUGAAGGGCAUCAUAUCUACUUCAGUCCUGUUGUACCGAUGCCUGAUAAGGUUGAAGUUGUAACGGGAGAAGAAAAUGAGAUAGAACUUUAUGGGCACAGAGCAAAGUUAUUUAGAUUCAUUGCUGGCGAGUGGAAAGAGCGUGGAAUUGGGAUUGUUAAAAUUUUGAAACAUAAAGAUACUGGAAAGCUGAGAAUUGUAAUGCGACGAGAACAGGUUUUAAAAAUUUGCCUAAAUCAUGCCUUAACACCUGAAAUACUGUACUCUCCAAAAGACGACAAAACCUGGUUGUUUGCUGCUAACGACUUCAGUGAGGGCGAAUUAAGUCUGCAACAAUUCUGCCUAAGAUUCAAAACUAAAGAAAUUGCAUUAGAAUUCAAAGAAGCCAUUGACAAUGCCAGAGAUGGUAAAUUAGCAGUUAAAAAUGAAUCACAUUCAACUAAAGUCAAUGACAGUGAAGAUGUUGUCUUUGUAAGUGAAAUUCUGGCAACAGACGAUGAGAAACAAAAAGCUAAAGAACUUAUGCUGCCUGAGAACUUCUUCACUUAUAAAACCAAAGAACCAUGUCAAGGAUGCCGUGGUUGCAUGAUUGAUGAUGAAAAAUCAAUCCACUCAACUUCAAGCUUCAGUUUGACUUCAAGAACAACACCUUUCACCUCGUCCUUAUCUACGCCAGUUAAAUCAUUACCGACUGCUUUCCAAAGUCCGAUAAACUCGUUUUACGGGACUCCAGCUAACUUUGACAAAACUUCAGAUACGUCCAUAUUCCGAACUCCUUUAGGUUCGAUCGGUUCAAAUGCCAAUUCUGUUUCGCCUGUGACUCCCACUAAUGCCGCACCUGCAAAUGAUACAAAAAACAAGGAAAAUGCAUUCACCCAGAAAAAUAUAUUUGCUGGGUUCGGCGAUAAACAAAAUAUUUUCGGGCAGUCACAAAACACGUCUAGUAACAUCUUUGGUGCUAGCGAAAGUCAAAUAACAAAUGCGAAGAGCUCCAUAUUAGCGCCUCCAAAAUUAGGUACACAAACUUCUCAAUUUGAUAAUAAACCUGAAGAAACAAAAUCCAUUUUUGGAACUUCUCAACCCAAAGUUGUUUUUGGAACCACACAGUCCAAACCUGAAGAGACAAAACCAGUUUUCUUUGGAACAUCCCAAUCCAAGACUGAAGAAAAUAAAUCCGUUUUUGAUACCCCUCAACUUGGUGGGGAAUCUAAAUCCAUUUUUGGAAAUAAUAACUCGGGAGUUUCUAUAAACGAAUCAAUAUUUAGUUUCUCGUCAGAUAACAAGAAAGAUGAUGCUCAAGAACCCGAAGUGAAAUCGUUAUUUGGCGGAGAUUCAAAACCCGUUAACUUGUUUAGUAGUGGGUAUCGUGGCAGUUUGUUUGGGCCUGGAGCUCUAUCUGAGAAUCAGCAAAAACCAAACAAAGUCAUAUUUGGUUCAAGUGCAGAAUCAAUAUUUGGGUCUAACUCGGCACAACCCCAGAAUUUUGGAAGUGGCGCUUCUGUUUUCAAUAUAGCGGCUACAGGAACUCAGGCACCAACAUGGACUUUCGGAGGUGCGACAAAUCAGCAGAAACCAGACAUGAUGAAAACACCUAUUACAGCAACAACUGAAAACAAAACUGAAGAAACCGUCGAGUCAGCUGCUCCUGAGACCCCAUUCAAAGUUGAUAACAGCUUGUCAUUUGCUGCAUUAUCAUCCAGUGGAUCUGGCUUUAAUGUCCAAAAAAAUACUGACUUCCAGUGGGAAGGCGCGGGACAACAAUUAUUUACAAGUGCACAAAAAUCGGCUAAAGACACUGAUAAAUCGGCAAAUGAAAGCGGUGCAGGUGACGACUCUGUAGCGGGAGCCGAGGAGGAAUAUGACCCACAUUACGAACCUAUUGUACCUUUACCUGACAAAAUUGUUGUCACUACUGGAGAAGAAGAUGAGGUCAAAUUAUUUGGUGAGCGUUGCAAAUUGUACCGCUACGACGACAAGACGCGGGAGUGGAAGGAGCGAGGUGUUGGUGAAAUGAAGGUCUUGUACCACCCUGAACGGAAAACUUAUAGAUUUCUUCUCCGACGUGAACAAGUGCACAAAGCGGUAUUAAACAUGUUACUGUUUAUGGAUUUGGAACUGCUUCCGAUGAAGAACUCUGACCGCGCCUGGACCUGGGCAGGUCGUAAUUUCGCUGAGAAUCCUUCUGGUGAACAAGAAACAUUGGCAGUACUUUUCAAGUCUGUAGAGUUGGCCACUAACUUCCGGGACAAGGUCAAUGAGUGUAUUCGGAAACUACAAGCUGCAGCAGCUGAAGCAAUAAGGGAAGACGUUGAAAAACCUGUGGAACCACUAAGAUUACCCAAAGGCUUACAAGAUAGUGCUCGCGCUGACCCCGCAAUGUCAACAAAAGUAACCGAGGUUACAGACUCGCAAUCUAAAGAUCAGACUGAUGGCAAACAGAAUGGACAAAUGAAGACAGAGCUCUUUAAACAGGUUCAGUUCCAAGAGCCACAAGAAGAUCCUGAUGAGGAGGUUUAUGAUCAUGAAUAUGAUUACGACUAUUAUAAUGAUGAGGAUGAGGAGUCCGCAACAUACUAUGCAUGCGAUGGGGAGGUGCUAGUGCGACAAGGCAAUUCUGAAACAGCUUGCGAGAACGCUCAUGUCCAGCUUUUGUUUGACCAGGAGAUCUACUCGCCUAAGAUUCUGGUCACCGACAAUGACACAGGCGAGAUCCUUGCCGACAUGCUAAUACAUACCGAAACUGAAUUCCAGUUGAACGAAACCUCAUGCACGUGGUCUGGUACCGACUACACCAGUAACGAUCCUGUGGAUAAGACUGUAACCAUGGACUUCCACGACCUAGAGACCGCACUCACUUUCUAUGAUAGCUGUGAGACGAGUAAAGGUGCUACAUAUUCUUCAACAGACCCGGAAUCGUAAAGCUGAAAUUAAA